Messenger RNA from Brassica oleracea var. oleracea, 2412 nucleotides. RefSeq lists its product as uncharacterized. The transcript has 4 exons. NCBI's taxonomy places the organism in Eukaryota, Viridiplantae, Streptophyta, Magnoliopsida, Brassicales, Brassicaceae. The coding region runs from base 1 to 2412 and encodes 803 amino acids. The record is from RefSeq and is a predicted model, not a curated record. Gene Ontology annotation, molecular function: nucleic acid binding. Gene Ontology annotation, biological process: DNA integration.
AUGGUUCCUCCUUCUACCUCCUGGCAGCCACGAGCAAAUGCAGCUCAAGCCUCGCUCUACAAUCCUAACGAAUGGCUUCUCGACAGUGGUGCAACGCAUCUUCUUACGUCUGAUCUCAACAACUUGGCUAUACAUCAAGCGUAUACUGGCGGUGAAGAGGUUGCCAUAGCUGAUGGUUCAGGUUUAAGUAUUACACAUACUGGUUCCACUUCUAUCUUAACGCCUACUAUAACGCUUAAAUUGCAAGAUAUUCUUUGUGUGCCGAGUGUCAACAAGAACUUGAUCUCAGUUUAUCGAUUAUGCAAUGCUAAUCAAGUCUCUGUGGAAUUCUUUCCUUCUUGUUUUCAGGUGAAGGAUCUCACAACGGGAAUCUGGUUGCUCCAAGGCCACACGAAGGAUAAUGGUGGAGAGUUUAUUGCUCUACGCCAUUUCCUCUCCACUCAUGGAGUCUCUCAUUUUACAACCCCACCUCAUACCCCUGAGCACAAUGGUUUGUCUGAAAGAAAACACAGACACGUUGUUGAGACUGGUUUAUCUCUCUUGUCCUCCGCCAAUAUGCCCCUUACUCACUGGCCUUUUGCUUUUCCUACAGCUGUUUUUCUCAUAAAUAGACUGCCAACUCCUAUUCUUUCCAACAUCUCUCCUUAUCAAAAGCUCUUUGGUAACUCACCAAAUUAUCAUAAGCUUAGAACAUUUGGUUGCCUUUGCUUUCCAUGGUUAAGACCAUACGCACCAAAUAAGCUUGAGAAUCGAUCAUCACCUUGUGUUUUUGUUGGAUAUUCCCUUACUCAAAGUGCCUAUCAAUGUCUUGAACCAGUCUCAGGUCGUCUCCAUAUUUCUCGCCAUGUACGAUUCAAUGAAACACAAUUUCCAUUUGCUCAGCUUACCAAACCAUCCUCCUUUGUUCCCAACGACUAUGUUUCAUCCCCUUCUUUUACACCAUUUACCACUGUUCCCGUGCCUCAGUCACUCAUACAGUCGCCUUUGGUGUCUCUGGACAACCAAAGUUCCAGUCGAGAUGCUUCACCAACCACGUCGCAACAGUCUUCUAGUGGUAAUAGUGCGACUGCACCUGAACCUGAACCUGCACCGAUUUUGUCUUCGCCGACUCCAGUGUCUCAGGCUUCUGAAGCUGAGUCUCCUGAUCGAGAUUCCACUGCACAAGCUGCAGUGCCAGAACCACAACAAGAAGCACCACGACACUCUAUGACUACGCGCUCGCGUAACAACAUCGUCAAGCCAGUUACGAGGUACAAUCUUACUGCUUCUCUUCAAUGUGAUCCUUGUUGGAUACCUUCCACUUGGCAACAGACAAUCAAACAUGAACACUGGAGGAAAGCCAUGAGCUCGGAGUUCAACUCAACAACAGAAAACCAUACGUGGGAUCUUGUUUCUGUUGCUCAGACGAUGAAUAUAGUGGGAUGCCGUUGGGUGUUUACAAUCAAAUACCAUCCUGAUGGAAGUAUUGAUAAAUAUAAGGCUCGUAUUGUCGCAAAAGGGUUUCACCAGCAACAAGGUAUUGAUUACAAUGACACCUUCAGUCCGGUGAUAAAGGCGACUACAAUCAGAAUUGUUUUGGGCUUGGCAGUCAGCAAUAAUUGGCCAAUUCGCCAGAUUGACGUCAAUACGGCUUUUCUUCAGGGUCACUUGAAUGAAGAAGUCUUCAUGUCUCAACCACCAGGAUUCACUGACUCUGAUAGACCUACACAUGUCAUCAACAGUCUUGCUGCUCGCUUUUCUAUCAAGGACAUGGGAAAUCUCAGUUACUUCUUGGAUAUUGAGACGAUACGGACAGCGCAUGGUCUUCAAUUGAUGCAAAGAAAGUAUAUUACUGAUCUUGUGGUCAAAGCAAAUAUGCUUCACGCUAAACCUGUUGCAACUCCUCUUUCGACACAUCCCAAGCUUACUCUGAACUCGGGUUCGGCAACUAGUACUCUUCAUGCUUACUCUGAUGCAGACUGGACAGGUAACUCCGAUGACUAUGUCUCUACAAAUGGUUACAUCAUCUACAUUGGCUCCCAUCCAGUUUCAUGGACAUCGAAAAAGCAGAGAGGUGUUGCGCGUUCUUCUACAGAGGCAGAGUACAGAGCAGUCGCUAAUACCGCGUCUGAACUUCGUUGGAUUUGUUCUCUACUUACUGAGCUUGGAAUCAAAGUACCAACAACACCAACAGUCUACUGUGAUAAUAUAGGAGCAACCUACUUGUGCGCUAACCCUGUGUUUCACUCAAGAAUGAAACAUAUUGCCAUAGACUUCCACUUUGUUCGAGGUCAGAUACAGACAGGUGUGUCGCAUGUUGUUCAUGUCUCAACGAAAGAUCAACUCGCAGAUGGGCUUACGAAACCUUUGGCACGAGCACCAUUUCAGCUCAUCCGGAACAAGAUUGGUGUUACGCAAGCACCACCAUCUUGA